ACAGUUUGUCGUGACAUCCUCCAGCCUAUAAAAAUAUAAACAUGAGUCUUCGUACGUGCCUCUUCUUCCUGGCCAUCGUCGCCUUCGCAGCGGCCCUCCCCACUCCUGACGCUGACGAGACCCUGAAGCCCGAAGAGUCUAGGUGGGGCAGACACGGCUGGGGCGGUUACGGUAACGGUUACGGUUACGGUAACGGUUACGGCAACGGCUACGGUUACAGCCGCUACGGUUACGGUAACGGCUACGGUUACGGCGGACUCGGCUAUGGCGGCUACGGAUACGGUGUCCCCAUCAGUAUCAGCUACGGAAGCAUCUGGUGA
Messenger RNA from Aricia agestis (brown argus), 320 nucleotides. RefSeq names its product keratin-associated protein 6-2-like. The transcript has 2 exons. Lineage: Eukaryota; Metazoa; Arthropoda; Insecta; Lepidoptera; Lycaenidae. The record is from RefSeq and is a predicted model, not a curated record. The coding region runs from base 42 to 320 and encodes 92 amino acids.